Molecule: messenger RNA, 831 nt
Organism: Perca flavescens (yellow perch)
Lineage: Eukaryota; Metazoa; Chordata; Actinopteri; Perciformes; Percidae
Gene: dapl1b.1
Product: death associated protein 1b
Exons: 4
Coding region: 92-442 (116 amino acids)
Biological process (GO): cellular response to amino acid starvation; apoptotic signaling pathway; negative regulation of autophagy
Molecular function (GO): death domain binding
Source: RefSeq, a predicted model, not a curated record
ACAGGACGUCAUCUCCGUUAGAGCAUAAAAACAAGUGCGCAGUGAAAAGAGUUUCGUACUUUCUUUGUAGUUUCUCUGGACAGUUACGAAAAUGGUGCAGCAACUCUCCAAAUCUGGAGCGAAGGAGACUCCUCUGCUGAAAGCUGGUCACCCUCCGGCAGUGAUGGCAGGAGGUAAACGGGUAGCCAAGAAAAGCUUGGAGGAUGGUUCUAGCCAUGGAAUUCCAGAGAAGGAGACCAAGAGGUCUGAUAAACUGAGCAGGUCCCUCACUACCUCUAACAGGAUGCAACAAGUUAAUAUUCUUCUGGCAGGAACUCUUGACAAACUGAGCCAUGACUUCACGGAGAUGCCAGUGAGCGUGAGGCACAGCAAGUUGCGCCCUGCAGUGGAGAAGCCCCACUGCCCGCGGAUCUUUUUCAUCCAGCAGCCGAGGAAGUUUUGAACGACGUGUUCAAGAAUGACCCAGAGGCAACCAUGUCAAGUCAACUGUGAAAGACAGACAUGAGGCGUUAGACACGAGGGGACUGACAUGUUGUGUAUAAAGUGUCAGUGUUUAUGGAGAGACUUACUUUGUAGGCUGUUCUUGUUUGAGAGAAUACUAUCAACCAGCAUUUAAUGUGCCUUUCCUUGUUAUAAAAAAUGCUGUACUUGUAUUUCCCAGCUGAUGAAAACCAGAUUGUUUGGGGUAAGUUUAAUGUGAGGGUUGGGGGUUAAGUGAGGUUUUUGAGAUGGGGUUUUAUUUUUUAUUUUUUUUUCUUUCAGUGAAAUCUUCACAUGUAUUGCUUGGCACUUAAUAGAUUUAAUAAAAAGAAAUUGCAUGGCUAGAUAUCA